Molecule: messenger RNA, 1767 nt
Organism: Micromonas commoda
Lineage: Eukaryota; Viridiplantae; Chlorophyta; Mamiellophyceae; Mamiellales; Mamiellaceae
Exons: 4
Coding region: 1-1767 (588 amino acids)
Molecular function (GO): RNA binding; protein binding
Source: RefSeq, a predicted model, not a curated record
AUGUCGGAACAGCCCGCGCCGUUCGCGAUGAAGUGCAGCGCCACGGGCCCGGGCCUCGGCGGCGGCGCGGCCGGCGUCGAGGCGCAGUUCACCAUCACCUCCGCGGACGGAGACGGCGCGCGGAUCAGGGCCGGGGGAGCGAACGUGCAGAUCUCGGUGCUCCGCGUCGGCCUGCACGCCACCGGCGGCGACGCGAUCCCGACGCGCGUCGUCGACAACGGCGACGGCACGUACACGUGCGGGUACACGGUGGACGGCCGAGGCGACUACAGCGUCUCCGUCGAGCUGAACGGCGCCCCGAUCGCGGGCUCGCCCUACCCGGUCUUCUUCAGCGGGACUAUAAUGAGGCCGAGCGCCGUCCCGGUGCCCGGGGUGGUCCCCGGGGCGGUCCCGCAGAGUGGCGCCGCGCCGACCGACGUGCCGUCGCCCGCGCAAACCCCCGAGCUCAACCCCGAAGAAGCCGCGUCCGUCAGCACCCAGGUGCACGUCGGUAACCUCACGCACAACGUCACCACCACGCAACUCGCGCAGCUCUUCUCGCACUGCGGCGAGGUUCGAGGCGCUCGAAUCGCGCACGGCAAGCAGUUUGGAUUCGUGGAGAUGGCGACGCCGGAGCAGGCGAAAAAGGCGCUGGGUCUGAACGGCAUGCCCCUGGACGGCCGCGUCCUGCGCGUCGAGGCGUGCAACUCGGUGCGCAAGACGGCUGUUAACUCGUCCAACUCUACACACCCCGGAGGACCCGCCGACGGAGGACCCGGGCACCAUCGGCCGACGGCGGCACAGCUGGCAGAGUCGCCGGCCGAAGUCGCGGCGCGCGCGCACCGCGAGCGGCUCGCCAAGGCGGCGAUGCUCCAGGCCAACCUCAACGCGCAGAGAGCCGCGGAGAUGGCCGCUAAACGCGCGGCGCAAAUCUCCAAACGCAUCGUCGGCGGGGGCGAACAAAUUGGCGAUGGGGACGGGGACGAAAAGUCGGCACCCGGGGAGGGGGAGGCGGGGAACGGGGACGCGGGUGCCGGAACGGGCGCUGGCGAGCGGCGGCGGGGCCUGAGCGCGUCGAGGUCGAGGUCGAGGACGCUCUCGCCGAGCCGCGACGGCGCUCGGUCCAGGCGGACCAGGUCCAGGUCAAGGUCAAGGUCCAGGUCCAGGUCCAGGUCCAGGUCCAGGGAUCGCGACGCGUCGAGGGACCGGGGCAGGAAUCGUUACAAGCCGUACAAUCGCGGUAGGAGGCGCGGGGGGAAGAACAGGAGCGGCGCGCCGAGGAAGAUGAACCCCAACGGCGUCGGCCAAGAAAUUGGCGCCAAAACCGUCAGCAACCACCGCGCGUCACCCUUCGAGAUGGUCGUCAACCGCGCUAAGAAUGCGCUCAAAAGGGCCGCAACCGUUAGCAUGAAGCAAGCGGCGCUCAUGGCGUUCAUCGCAACCAUGCCUCCGAUGUGGCUCACCUACACGGGCCUGGAGGAGUACGAGAUUUACAAUCCGCUCAAGUGGGCGUCCGCCAGGAUCAUGAUCAGCUUCGGGACGAUGUUAUUCAUGGUCGCGAUGGCUUACCGCCAGCUCCCCCUCGACCUGGUCCCUGACUGGGUGCCCAUGAUCGGGAAAAUGGACGACCUGAUCGCGGGGCUCGUCGCCGGCGUCGGGAUUACAAUUGCGUUCAUCGGCUGGCACUUCGGCAUGGGCCCGAAGCCGGUGGAGGCGGUCCUGGUGGUGAACGCGUUUUCCUACGCGUGGACCGCGCUGUACCCGGUGAGGGUAGGGGCCAUGGGCUGA